Pseudophryne corroboree (corroboree frog) is the source of this 1879-nucleotide messenger RNA. It is a transcript of the gene MSTN, whose product is annotated as myostatin. NCBI's taxonomy places the organism in Eukaryota, Metazoa, Chordata, Amphibia, Anura, Myobatrachidae. The coding region runs from base 402 to 1514 and encodes 370 amino acids. The record is from RefSeq and is a predicted model, not a curated record. The transcript is spliced from 3 exons. Gene Ontology annotation, molecular function: cytokine activity; growth factor activity. Gene Ontology annotation, cellular component: extracellular region.
CUUUCACCCGUCACUCAUUCCUCUCAGAGCGAGGACACAAUUGUUUCCCAGAUUGUUUGUGUCUGCUGAGAAUGAUGAAAUCCCUGUACAGCGUAGUACAUAGCUAGGAGCUUUCUGCUGCCAGUGGGAUUCAUUGUGUGUGGUGGCAGCCAAUCGCUGGCUCCGGUGACACCCGCGUAACCCAAGUUGGAGUAUAAAAGUUCCCCUAAGUAAUACAUGAUUUAUCAUUGCACUUGGGAUUUUUUUUUUUUUUUUUUUAGCUGAGUCUCUCACAUUUUGCCAGCACUCUUCCCUCUCCAUAACGUAUCAGCUGCAAAGGGGUAUACAGGGGGGUGGAAGAAGAAAACAACAAGCAGAGGAAAGGAAGAAAACAAAACGAGCACGUCUGCUUUAAUGAGAACAUGGUAAAGGUACGUGCUUGCACUUAUAUCUACCUGUACAUCCUGGCAGCACUUUCACCGGCGGAUUCUGACAGCAGCAACCAAGCGACGGACAAGGGCGCCCUGUGCAGCUCGUGCACCUGGAGGCAGAACAGCAAGACUUCCAGGUUAGAAGCCAUAAAAGCGCAGAUACUGAGCAAGCUGCGGCUGGAGCACGCACCCAACAUCAGCAAGGACGCCAUCAGACACCUGUUGCCCAAGGCUCCGCCGCUGGACGACCUGAUUGAUCAGUAUGAUGUGCAGGGUGACGACAGCAGCGAGGGCUCGCUGGAGGAAGAUGACUACCACGCUACCACCGAGACCAUUAUCACCAUGCCGACAGAACCUGAUUUUCCCACCGGUGACAAGCAGAAAUGCUGCUACUUUAAGUUCAGCUCCGCCAUGCAGUACAAUAAAAUAGCGAAGGCCCAGCUAUGGAUCUACCUGAAACCCGUCCAGAAACGUACCACCGUCUUCGUCCAGACCUUCCGGCUUCCCAGGUCUUCGAGUGACGGCACCAGGUCCACUGGAAUCCGAGCCCUAAAACUGGAGAUGAACCCUGGAUCCGGAGUCUGGAAAAGCCUGGAUGUGAAAACCGCGCUGCAGAAUUGGCUGAAGCAACCCGAAUCCAACAUAGGCAUCGAUAUUAAAGCAUCGGAUGAAAACGGGCGAGAUAUUCCAGUAGGGAACCGCGGCUCCAACGAGGAUGGACUGAAUCCAUUUAUAGAGGUAAAGGUUAUGGACACGCCAAAGAGAUCCCGCAGAGAUUUCGGCCUGGACUGUGACGAGCAUUCCACGGAAUCCCGCUGUUGUCGGUACCCCCUGACGGUGGACUUUGAAGCCUUUGGAUGGGACUGGAUUAUUGCACCAAAAAGAUAUAAAGCCAAUUACUGCUCUGGGGAAUGUGGAGUCGUAUUUCUACAAAAGUACCCGCACACCCACCUCGUGCAGCAAGCCAACCCGCGGGGCACCGCCGGGCCCUGCUGUACCCCAACGAGAAUGACCCCAAUCAACAUGUUAUAUUUCAAUGAAAAUGAACAAAUUAUCUACGGUAAAAUCCCGUCCAUGGUGGUAGAUCGCUGCGGCUGCUCAUGAGCUUUCUAUUGCGUUAAUGUCUUAAAAUGUGGAGCCUUUUUUUUUUUUCUCCCUCCCUUUAUAAUUUCAGAAACUGUGAUAAUCUGGACAUUGAGGACAAAGCCGCCGGUGCGUCCCGAUAACUCGCACGACUAAGCGGGAAGUCGGGUUUGGGACGAUGUCCGUGUAUUUUCAGCCUAUACUUCCAAAACUCGGAGGAUCGUUAAAUCCGCUCUAUAUACCUAGAAUAGACAAUAAUGAAAUAUUUUUUAAGGAAACGUGACUGCUUAAAGCGAAUUGUAACUGAUUUUACACCGCAAAACAUAUUUUCCAUUCUUUGCUUACUUUUGUAAUUAAAAUAAAGGAAAAAAAAUGUCUGACACACG